Molecule: messenger RNA, 964 nt
Organism: Ostrinia nubilalis (European corn borer)
Lineage: Eukaryota; Metazoa; Arthropoda; Insecta; Lepidoptera; Crambidae
Gene: Dnali1
Product: putative inner dynein arm light chain, axonemal
Exons: 6
Coding region: 108-839 (243 amino acids)
Cellular component (GO): axoneme; filopodium
Molecular function (GO): dynein heavy chain binding
Source: RefSeq, a predicted model, not a curated record
AGUUGCUAUGGUUGCAAAUAUUAUUGUGUACAGAUUGUGUCAUUGUCACUGCAGUAAAUAAAUAUUUCUAGUUUAUUCGUUUCUAGCGUAAAUUAGCAUAAAAUAAAAUGGGUGAAAGGGCUCCGGUGUCCGCUGAAGACACACUAGUUCGUUAUGACAACCCUGUAUUAGUAACUAAGCAGCCGGAGAAAGCUUCGUCACCUCGCGGAGCGACUGCAGCUCAACCGUGUGUGCCGACCGAAGCCAAACGAGAAACAGAGGAGAUCUUGAAUGCUAUCCUACCGCCCAAAGAAUGGGAAGAAGACGGCCAAAUAUGGACUCAAAAGAUAUCAUCGACUCCAGCGACCCGGCUGGACGUGAUCAAUCUUCAGGAGAUGCUGGAUACUCGCCUGCAGCAGCGGCAAGCCAGGGAGACCGGCAUCUGUCCUGUGCGCAGGCAGCUUUACACGCAGUGCUUCGAUGAGCUCAUUCGUCAGGUGACGAUAAACUGUGGUGAACGAGGCCUGCUACUGCUGAGGGUAAGGGAUGAAGCUAGGAUCACGAUGGAAGCUUAUCAAACCCUCUACUGCAGUUCCAUCGCUUUUGGUAUGAGGAAAGCAUUACAGUCAGAGCAAGGCAAAUCGGACCUUAUGGACCAAGUAGCAAAGUUGGAAGCAGAACGUUCAUCGUUAGAGAAGCAGUGCAUGGAGUUGAAACAGAAGACUGAACAGUUGGAGCGUCGAGCGGCCGAGCUCAGGGCAGCCGAAGAGAAACGUCACCAGGAGGAAUUGCUCGCUUUGAAGAAGACCAAUGCCCAACUGAAGGCGCAACUGGAGGGCAUUAUCGCUCCAAAGAAAUAAAGGCAGUGUUUAAAGCAGUAUUAGUUCAAUGUGUUAGUUAUUUAUAAGAUACUUUUGUUGUUCUUAUUAGUAUGAUAACUGUUUAAAUUGUGUUUCAAUAUAUUAUUACAAUUUAUGUCUCCAGC